Messenger RNA from Syzygium oleosum, 2257 nucleotides. RefSeq lists its product as uncharacterized. Lineage: Eukaryota; Viridiplantae; Streptophyta; Magnoliopsida; Myrtales; Myrtaceae. Bases 412 to 2256 code for a protein of 614 amino acids. The record is from RefSeq and is a predicted model, not a curated record. The transcript has 7 exons.
CAUCAAGUCGGCUGCUGCUCAAUCUCGGCCGUCGAUUUUGCUCACUCAAAAUUGAUCAAUGCAAGAUUUCAUGAUUCUCCUCUUCUUUCUUCUUCUUCUUCCUUUGUCAAGCGUUUCUAGUUUCUAGUUCUUACUAGUGGAGUGCCGCCCUUCUGAUUUUGUAGCCAUAUAUAGUGGAAGAAAAGGAAAAAGUAAUAGGAAUUUCCAUAAAUUUUGGAAAUGAAGACGCCAUUCGGGAAAAGAGAAGGGUACAUCAUCGGGAGCUGGAGCUUUGUCUGCAUCCACAGGUCGAAUGCGUAAGAGGAGAAUAUCCAUGAGAGCAGAACAUAACUUCGACUUCAACCGGCUAAAGAUACUGCUCCGCUUAAGAGUUUCACCGGCUUCGCGAGACGCCACCGCAAAGAAUCCUCCAUGGAUACCCAAGACAAUUCGAUUCUGAAACCAUUGCCAGUCAAGCCAACACCGGUGGUCAAUGAAACGUAUCGAUUAUGGUUUGAAGUCGCAGUAAAAGGUCAUUGGAAAGCUGCCGAGAGAAUCCUCAGUCAUAAUCCCAAAGCAAUGACGGCCAAAGUUAUAACCGUAGAAGGUGAUGACCUUACUAUACUCGAUAUUGCGAUUUUGGUCGGACAAGAUCAAUUGGUUGAGAACCUGGUCAAGCGCUUCCCUCCAGAAUCUAAAGCUUUCACUAUUAGUGCCCUCUACCUUGCUACCCGGAGAGGAAGAAUAAGGAGGGUAAAGGAAUUAGUAGACAAACUUGACGAAGUUGGUGAACAAGGCGGAACCCUUGCCCUGUUGAUUGCUACUACAAAUGCUCCUAGGCAAGAGGAGGUUAUCCGGCACCUUGCCAUGAAUACAAAAUCCACCCCAGAGGAUGAUACCAUCAGCAACCUUAUUAGGGCCGGCUAUUUGGACAUACUUUUGGAUUUAGCUUGUCGAUACCCCAGCUUAGCGACGACCGCAAAUACUAGAAACGGUAGCCUGUUGGAAGUCUUUACACAGGUGAAGUCUUACUACCGUAGUGGAGCUAAACUCAAUUUUUGGGAAAAAUGUAUUUACCAAUGUAUCCCUCGCUUGGUUGAUACAUCAUUUGACAACGCCAAAGACAUGAGGAUGGCUCGAGGCAAAAUUGCUUAUCUGAUGUUACGUGCAACACCUUUUAUCAAAAGGAGUGGAGAAUUGAAGUUAAGGCACGAAUGCUCGCUUGAGUUAGCAACUCUAGUUUUUAAAGAGAAGAAGGCUAGUAUGGAAACUCCUGAAAUACUCGAAUUGACUUCAGCCAUUGUCCUUGACGCUGCAUCUAGCGGAAUCUCUGAAAUUGUCAAGUUAUGUCUUGAGAAUUAUCCAGAAUUGAUGUGGGAUAAAGAAUUCACGAAAAAACUAAUCGAAGAAGUUGUGAGGGCACAACAUGUUGAGUUGUUUAGACUAAUGAAUGUGUACAACACAAUUCCAAAAUUGAGGUACAAAUUUCAAAGGAACUGCGACCUGAUGGCGACAGCAGUAGAAUGGUCACUGGGAUAUGUGCCGGCAGAUGUUUCUGGAUCAGCUUUUCUUUUGCAAAGGGAAAUUCAAUGGUUUAAGAUACUGGAAGAUAGGAGCUCUCCCUUAAUCAAAAGUCUGAAAUUUAAGAUGAAGGUGAAGAAAGAUAAGAUCGGUCCUUCUUCUGAAAGUCUGGAAUUGGAACUAACAAAAGAAAGGAGGGGCAAAACAUACUGGGAAGUUUUUCUAGAACAGCGCAAAGAUCUGCUCAAAGAGGCAACACAAUGGAUGAAGGAUACAUCAUCAUCUUGUAGCCUUGUAGCGACUCUCAUCAUUACGGUAGCUUUUGUUGCGGUUUUUACAGUACCUGGAAGCAACGACAACAGUACAGGGAUCCCGGUCUUUCUAGAGAAGGGCUCAUUUAUGGUAUUCGCGGUUGCGGACGCUCUAGCUCUCUUCUCGUCUAUCACUACCACCUUAAUGUUCUUGGCUAUCCAAACUUCACGCUAUGCCACAGAAGAUUUCCUCCACUCACUACCAAGAAAAAUGAUACUGGGCCUCACUUUUCUCUUCCUCUCUUUGGCCUUUAUGCUCGUGGUUUUUGGCUCUGCUCUUAUGAUCGUCCUUAGCGAACGAUUGAAGUGGAUUUACAUCCCCAUUACUUUGUUGGCUGCCAUCCCUAUCAUAUUGUUCGCAAUCCUACAGCUUCCUUUGUAUGUUGAAAUGGUUGAAUCCACUUAUCGGCCUCGCCUCUAUCUUCCCAUCAAGAUUUGGAAAUGAU